CCACCUGGAGACGUCAGCGGCCCGCGACGUGCUUCGCCGGAUAAAUGCGGUGGCGCCGGGCGUAGGAGCGCUUCGGCCCGGGGCGCCUGAGCUUUCGGGCGUUUGGCCUCGUCUCGACCCGCGCUCGGUCCGGUGCGUGCAUCUCGCAGUGCCAUGGCGGACGAGGGGAAGCCGUACAACGAGCAUGAUGACCGCAUUACCUUCCAUCAGAGGAGGAAGAAGGGCCGAGGUCCUUUCCGGUGGAAGUAUGGGGAUGGGAACCGUCGGUCUGGAAGAGGAGGUGCCGGCGUUCGGACACCCCGCCUUGAGGACGAGGACAGAGAUGUGGCAAUGAGUGAUGCCCAGGACGGUCCCCGAGUGCGAUACAACCCCUAUACCGCGCGACCCAACCGUCGGGGAGGCGACGCCUGGCACGAUCGGGACCGUAUUCACGUCACUGUGCGGAGGGACAGAGCGCCUCCCGACAGAGGCGCCGCUGGCACCAGCCAGGAAGGGGUGUCAAGGAACUGGUUCAAGAUUACAAUUCCUUACGGCAGGAAAUACGAUAAGUCGUGGCUCCUGAGUGUGAUUCAGAGCAAAUGCAGCGUCCCUUUCACCCCCGUUGAGUUUCACUAUGAAAACACCCGGGCCCAGUUUUUUGUUGAGGAUGCCAGUACCGCCUCUGCGCUGAAGGCCAUCAACUAUAAGAUCUCCGAUCGGGAGAAUCGUAGGAUAUCCAUCAUCAUCAACCCCUCGUUUCCGCCCCAGACGGUCCAGAAUGAGCUGAAGCCUGAACAGGUGGAGCAGCUAAAGCUGAUCAUGAGCAAAAGAUAUGAUGGCUCCCAACAAGCGCUGGACCUCAAAGGCCUCCGUACAGACGCAGACUUGGUGGCCCAGAACAUAGACGUUGUCCUGAACCGGAAAAGUUGCAUGGCGGCCACCCUGCGAAUCAUCGAAGAGAACAUCCCCGAGCUCUUAUCCUUGAACAUGAGCAACAAUCGGCUCUACCGGCUGGACGAAAUGGCCAGCAUCGUGCAGAAGGCCCCCAACCUGAAGAUCCUGAACCUCUCCGGAAACGAGCUGAAGUCCGAACGGGAGUUGGACAAGAUCAAAGGGCUCAAGCUGGAGGAGCUCUGGCUGGACGGGAACCCGCUGUGCGACUCCUUCCAAGACCAGUCCACCUACAUUAGCGCCGUUCGCGAACGAUUUCCCAAAUUACUGCGCCUGGAUGGCCACGAGUUACCCCCGCCUAUUGCCUUUGACGUGGAGGCCCCCACAGCCCUGCCGCCCUGCAAGGGAAGCUACUUUGGCACCGAGGCCCUGAAGAAUCUAGUGCUGCACUUCUUACAGCAGUACUAUGCAAUCUAUGACUCUGGCGACCGGCAGGGACUUCUGGACGCCUACCACGACGGGGCGUGCUGCUCCCUGAGUAUCCCCUUCACCCCCCAGAACCCCGCACGAAGCAACCUGGCCGAGUACUUCAAGGAUAGCAGGAAUGUGAAGAAGCUGAAAGACCCCACCAUGCGGUUCCGCCUGCUGAAGCACACGCGUCUGAACGUCGUUGCCUUCCUCAACGAGCUGCCCAAAACUCAGCACGACAUUAAUUCCUUCGUGGUAGACAUAAGUGCCCAGACUAGCACGCUGCUGUGUUUCUCCGUCAAUGGCGUCUUUAAGGAAGUGGACGGAAAGUCCCGGGAUUCCUUGCGAGCCUUCACUCGGACCUUCAUUGCUGUUCCUGCCAGCAAUUCAGGGCUGUGCAUAGUGAAUGACGAGCUGUUUGUGCGGAACGCCAGCCCUGAUGAGAGCCAAAGAGCCUUCGCCAUGCCUGCACCCACGCCUUCCUCCAGCCCAGUGCCCACCCUCUCCCCGGAGCAGCAGGAAAUGCUGCAGGCCUUUUCGACGCAGUCUGGCAUGAACCUCGAGUGGUCCCAGAAAUGUCUGCAGGACAACAACUGGGACUAUACCAGAUCUGCCCAGGCCUUCACUCUUCUCAAGGCCAAGGACAAGAUUCCUGAAGUGGCUUUCAUGAAGUGAUCCAGAGUCAUCCCAGAAGCCCCUGUAAAUAAAUAGCCCUUGGAUAGCCCGGUUUCUGUGUCAUCAUUGUCUUCCCUGGCCGGAGGCCGCCCUGUGACUGUGACCGUGGAGGGGGGCCGCUGGAUUCCGCUCCUCUCCUCGCUGGCCUUCUGGGAGAGUUCCAGAAGAUUGACACUCAUUGGUGCCAGGACCCUAGAGCGAGCUUUGUAGAACUCACACUAAAGUACUCAAAGGACUUAGGUGCUUUGAACCCUCCCUACUUUUUAAAAUAAAGAGUGAUAUUGUAUUUUGUG
Molecule: messenger RNA, 2306 nt
Organism: Sorex fumeus (smoky shrew)
Lineage: Eukaryota; Metazoa; Chordata; Mammalia; Eulipotyphla; Soricidae
Gene: NXF1
Product: nuclear RNA export factor 1
Exons: 21
Coding region: 154-2013 (619 amino acids)
Biological process (GO): poly(A)+ mRNA export from nucleus
Cellular component (GO): cytoplasm; nucleus
Molecular function (GO): RNA binding; protein binding
Source: RefSeq, a predicted model, not a curated record